This is a messenger RNA of Megalopta genalis, 905 nucleotides long. RefSeq names its product ribosomal protein S3A (gene RpS3A). Gene Ontology annotation, cellular component: ribosome. Gene Ontology annotation, biological process: translation. The record is from RefSeq and is a predicted model, not a curated record. Gene Ontology annotation, molecular function: structural constituent of ribosome. Lineage: Eukaryota; Metazoa; Arthropoda; Insecta; Hymenoptera; Halictidae.
UUCCGGUAAGUGUGAGCAUGCUUCUUUCCGCCUGUAACCUCAGUCAUGGCGGUAGGUAAGAAUAAGGGACUGUCGAAAGGAGGUAAAAAGGGAGUGAAGAAGAAGAUUGUUGAUCCUUUCACCCGUAAGGAUUGGUAUGAUGUUAAGGCACCGUCUAUGUUCACCAACCGUCAUGUUGGCAAAACGUUGGUUAACAGAACCCAAGGAACAAAGAUUGCAUCUGAAGGACUGAAGUACAGAGUAUUCGAAGUCUCUUUGGCUGACUUGCAAAAUGAUGGAGAUGCAGAGAGGUCUUUUCGUAAAUUCAGAUUGAUCGCAGAAGAUGUUCAACAUCGCAAUGUGUUAACUAAUUUCCAUGGUAUGGACUUGACCACUGACAAAUUGAGGUCUAUGGUUAAGAAAUGGCAAACUCUGAUCGAAGCUAACGUCGAUGUAAAAACUACUGAUGGCUAUCUUCUCAGAGUUUUCUGUAUUGGUUUUACCAACAAAGAUCAGUUGAGCACAAGGAAGACAUGCUAUGCUCAACAUGCACAGGUGAAGAAAAUUAGGCAAAAGAUGGUGGACACAAUCACCAAUGAUGUUACAAAGAGUGACUUAAAGGGUGUUGUCAGUAAACUUCUUCCAGAUGCUACAGCUAAAGACAUUGAGAAGGCUUCGCAAGGAAUCUAUCCACUUCAUGAUGUCUAUAUUCGCAAAGUGAAAGUAUUGAAGAAACCGCGUUUUGAACUAAGCAAACUGUUGGAACUUCAUGGGGACAGCGCAGGGAGUAAGACUGAGGAAGUAGGCGAAAGUGGUUCAAAGGUCGAUAGACCAGAAGGUUAUGAACCGCCAGUACAGGAAUCUGUUUAAGGGAGUAAUUCUAUUUCGAUAUUUGAUAUAAAUAAAAGACACGUUCAGUGUAGAAA